Molecule: messenger RNA, 4374 nt
Organism: Spea bombifrons (plains spadefoot toad)
Lineage: Eukaryota; Metazoa; Chordata; Amphibia; Anura; Pelobatidae
Gene: OVCH1
Product: ovochymase 1
Exons: 32
Coding region: 1-4374 (1457 amino acids)
Biological process (GO): acrosome reaction; proteolysis
Molecular function (GO): serine-type endopeptidase activity
Source: RefSeq, a predicted model, not a curated record
AUGGACUUCAUCAUGCGGAUUGUUGGCGGGACUGAUUCUGAUGUUGGAGGCCAACCAUGGACGGUGUCCCUGCAGUUGGGUGGUAAACAUAUCUGUGGAGGCAGCAUUAUACAAAGGAAGAUGGUGGUGACAGCUGCUCAUUGCGUCUAUCCGGCAGAUAAGGCCAGACUGAAUCGCAUGACGGUGGUUGUUGGGGAUUAUAAUCAAGAAGUCAUUGAUCCUGAAGAACAAUCCGUUUCAGUGUCCGAGGUAGUGAUGCACCCAAAGUAUAAACACGAUGAGAGUAUGAGCUACGAUAUCGCUCUGCUUUACCUUUCUGAGAAGAUAAACUAUGGUUCGCAGGUACAGCCGGUCUGCCUUCCUCAGGAGGGAGAGCAAGUGGAGCCUGGAACGCUGUGCAUCUCGAGUGGAUGGGGGAGGCUGAUUGAGGGUGGGGAUAUGUCAAACAUCUUGCAGGAGGUGAAGCUUCCAAUCAUUGACAACAUAACCUGCAGCUCUAUUCUGGCUUCAGAGGGGCUUCCGACUCUCCAUGAGACCAUGCUGUGUGCUGGGUUCCCGGAUGGUGGGAAAGACGCAUGUCAGGGUGAUUCGGGGGGUCCCUUGGUUUGCCGACGGCGCACCGGGAGCUGGUUUUUGGCCGGAUGCGCGUCUUGGGGACUCGGCUGCGGCAGAGCAUGGGGUCGAUCAAAUUUAAACGAGCAUGAAAGGGGUUCCCCGGCCAUCUUCUCCAAGGUUUCCACUCUCUUGGGCUUCCUAAGAAGGAAAAUUUCCCCUACACAAGGUUGUUCUUCCGAAGGUCUAGACGUUGGCGGUCAAACUGGAACAAUAAGAUACCCGCUUGGAACCAGGACCAACUAUUCCGACAACAGUCUUUGCCGUUGGAAGCUCCAAGUGAAAGAAAACAUGAUGAUCCGGAUCGACAUAGUGCAAAUGGACAUUGAGUACCACCCUACGUGUAUUUACGACUACCUGUCUUUCUCUGUGACUGAAAAAAUGAUCAGCAAAGUGUGUGGAUCUGUGACGCCAUCUCCUUUGUUGAUUCCGUCCAGUUGGGUGACCAUCACUUUCUUCUCUGAUGACCUUGUUAAUGGACUUGGGUUUGAGCUCCAUUAUUCUGCAGUUCCAGACAUAACCGCAGCAGGGUCUGGCUGCGGGAGUUUUGCGGUUCUGACGGAUGAAGGAAAGAUCUACAGUGCGAAUUACCCCAACCUCUACCCCAGUAUGACCGCCUGUCACUGGAUCGUCGAAGCACCAAAGGGCAAGAUAAUUAAACUCACGUUUGAAGACUUUGCAUUGGAGUUCCAUAAGGAUUGCGUUUAUGACCAUGUGUCUAUUUAUGAAGACCCGGAGGAAACUCAAUUACUCGCCAAGCUUUGUGGAUUUACGCUACCUGACCCCGUCUUCAGCCCGAGCAACACGAUGCUCAUCCACUUCAACAGCGAUCAGGAGAACAAUUACCCCGGUUUCAAAGCCAGUUUUGUCUUUUUACCGUCGAAUAGAGGCGGCAAUUCUCCUGUUGCUGAAACUACAUCAAAAGCGGUUCCUCUAGACGUCUGCGGGGUUGCGCCAUUAUCUGCUCAGUGGGUAUUGCCUCGUAUUGUUGGGGGUGAGGAGGCUUGCCCGAACUGCUGGCCGUGGCAGGUGGAGAUUGUCUUUUUGGGGGUGCACCAAUGUGGAGGCGUAAUCAUUUCAUCCCAGGUGGUCCUGACGGCAGCUCAUUGUAUAGAAUCUCUUGAUCCGGUUCACUGGAUGGUAGUUGCUGGAAAACAUGACCGGCUCCUGACGGAACCCACAGAGCAGAAGGUUGCGGUUGGAAUGAUUGUCCUCCACGAGGAGUUCGAGCUUCUCCGAUACGAUUAUGAUAUCGCUCUGCUACGGCUGAAGGAGCCGCUAGAACUUAAUGACUUUGUGCGUCCGGUCUGUCUGCCCAGUGCUGCUGAUACUCUUGCCCCAUCUUCCGUUUGUGUGGUCACUGGUUGGGGGAACACACAAGAAGGUGGACAGCUGGCCGCCCGUCUGCAGCAACUACAAGUUCCAAUUCUGGACAACGCGGUCUGUAACAAAACCUACUACCACGGGAGGAUCACGGAUCGCAUGUUUUGCGCAGGAUUCCCUUCUGUUAAUGGAAAAGACUCUUGUCAGGGCGAUUCGGGUGGACCGUUGGUAUGUUCUGGCCGGAAUAAAUCCUUUGUCCUGUAUGGGAUCAACAGUUGGGGAUUAGGCUGUGCGAGGGCUCAGAACCCUGGCGUUUACUCCAAGGUCAAUCAGUUCUUGGGUUGGAUAGAAGCCGCAAAGCGAGGACAGGGCAGCCCACAGCAUCCCGAGCAGAAGAAGAACUUGUCGUUGCCCUUUUACCUUGAAGAGAAGACCGUCCAUCAUGCAUGCCGGCCCGAGUUGGUCUUGAAGGGGUCGGUUGGCUCCAUCGCGUCUCCAGACUUUCCGUAUGGAUAUUCCAGAGGCCUAAACUGCUCGUGGGUGAUUAACAUUUCCUCUUCCGGCGUCAUUAAACUGCGUCUGGAGCAGCUGUCCAUUGAGGAAUCUCCAAAUUGCACCACAGACUCGCUGUCUCUAUACCAGGAGAACAAUAACGAGCGUAAGCUCUUGGUGAAAACAUGUGGGUUCUCGUCGUCUCCGGAGAUUUACACGAGUAACUGGCCCGUUAUCAGGGUGACUUUUCACACCGGCGCUGACGGCUCUGACAGCCAACGUGGCUUUCUAAUAUUCUACAAAAUAUACGGCGGACAAGUUUCAAAGCCUUCCGCCAGAAGUCUAGAUGCCGCCAUAAACAAGUCCCAGAAGGCUUGUAAUGAUGUGAUUCUAACCUCGGACAGUGGGGUUAUUUCAUCUCCUGGGUACCCUCUGGGCUACCCCAAUGACCUCAGUUGCCAGUGGCGGAUCAUCGCUCCUCUUGAACAUUUAAUUGAACUGGAGUUGCUGGAUUUGAAGACUGAAAAAGAAGGGUCGAGCUGCCAGGACCCGCUUCGGAUAUACGAAGGAACCGGGAGGAACAAACUUUUAUUGGGUUCUUUCUGCGGAGAGUUACAAAGUUACUCGCUGAAGUCGGAUGGACCAGAGGUGACUAUAAUCUUCACCACCAACUCCAACGUGACCAUGAGUGGAUUUACCCUGAGAUACAACUUCUGGCAGACUCAACAGCCAGGUUCCACGUAUACAUUAGGAAAAGUUGCAGCUACAGCUUGCCCCGUAUUGGACCUUCUGCCAGCUGGGUCAGGAGAGAUAAGGUCCCCUUUCUAUCCAAAAAGCUACCCAAAUGGAAUGGAUUGCCGGUGGAUCGUCUACUCCAUCUCAGGGAAAAGGCUGAAGCUUCAGAUCCAUGAAUUUGCCUUAGAAGACUCCAAAAACUGUACCUGGGACUUCCUGGAGAUCCUUGAUGGCCCCAACAAUGUUUCUAAAAUAUUAGUUACCCUUUGCGGUCACAAGCCGGCUCUCACCCUACAGUCCGGCGGCAGCUUCGUGACUUUGCAUUUCCAUACCGAUAAGUCGAUCGUGAAUAGAGGGUUCCGGAUUCAUUAUGAAGAAGUCACAGAAGCUUCUGGUCAGUCAAGGAGGAGCAUGGGAGGCGUCAACGAUGGAGGGGCGUGUGGGGUAACCUCGGUAGACCCCAUUGCCUUUGGAAGGUCCAGCGGAGAAGCCACGGUUAUCAGGAAUGAAAAGGGGCUAUUUCGUGUAGUGGGGGGACACCCUGCCGCUUCGAAGUCAUGGCCUUGGAUCGUUAGCCUCCAGACCAAAGACCAGCGCCACUACUGCGGGGGAACGAUCAUUGACAAGAAGUGGAUUCUCACCGCGGCUCACUGCGAAUUCAGCGUUGGCUCAGACAAGGUAUUCGUGGGUCAAACGGACUUGUCGCUGGGGAAAAGAACCGAAGUUUUGGUGAAAAAAUCCUACGUCCAUGAAAAAUAUGAUCCCGACUUAUUCCCUCCCAAGUAUGACAUCCUUCUUCUGGAACUGGAGACCCCGCUGGUCCUUGACAGCUCCGUUGCAGUUAUUUGCUUGUCUGAGAAAACAGACGUCGCGUAUACCGACUGCAUAACCGCGGGCUGGGGAAGCACCAGUACUACCAGUUUACAAAUCCCAGAUGUGCUUCAGCAGGCCCGCGUGCCAAUGGUGUCGAUGGCCACCUGCAAGAGCUAUUGGGGCACGGACAUAACCGAUACCAACAUAUGCGCCGGAGCAGCAGGAGCCUCGUCUUGCAUGGGGGAUUCCGGGGGGCCGCUGAUCUGUAAGGUUAGGAACCGUUAUACGCUGGUCGGCGUGGUGAGCUGGGGCAGCGAUAAGUGUGAACAGAAGACGCCGGCCGUAUACACCAUGAUCACCGCCUACAGGGGAUGGAUGUUUCAAUACACCGGUUUUUAA